GUGGAGAGAGGGGGAGUGCCAGAGAGACAGAGGGGAGGAGAGAGUCAGCAUGCAUCUAUGUAGGGUCAGUAUCACAUGCUCAGCUCUUGCACACCACACUCUUGUUGAUUCUCUCAGCUUUGAUGUCACUGAGCUGUGUGUGUGCUGUAUCUGACAGUCUACUACCUACCUGCUUUCUUUUUGCUUUAUUUCUUGUUAAGAGGGAGGCAUGAACUUGCAAAGAACUACGCUGUGUGAUUCACACCUUUGCUGAGUCAAAAGAGCUCCUCUUAUCUCCACGGCCAGUGCAGUGAGAAACAGAGUCAGCCAUUCUCGUGCUGAGGACAUUGAGCACGUUUAAAGGUGAGAAGAGGUGGAAGACAGACGAAGAGAGGGUGGUCUGCCUGAUGGCAGAGAACUGGAUGUCCCAGUGAGGUCAGGUGGGACGGGAGGUUAUGGGGUCAUUUACGCUGGGGAAAGCUGCUUCCCUGGAGCAACUGCUGGACGUCUGCAUUCAUGCAUUUGAUGAUGAAGGAGAGCUGCAUGAAAAUCAGCUUCCUCGAACCCUUCUGCUGAUGCACCGCUGGUAUGUGUCGUCCACCGAGCUCGCUGAGAAACUUCUGAUUAUGUAUCGUGACUGUCAAGGAGAUGACUGCCAGCAGACACGACUGAGGAUCUGUUAUUUAAUGAGGUACUGGAUUGUUAAAUUCCCUGCAGAGUUUGAUCUGGAUCUGGGCUUAAUCCGUCUUACAGAAGAAUUCAGAGAAGCAGCCGCUCAGCUUGGCGGCGACGAGCACAUUAAACUACUUGAUAUUUCUACGAUUCCUUCGUAUGACUGGAUGCGUAAACUGACUCAGCGAAAGAAACAGGUAAAGAAGGGGAAAGCGUCGCUGCUGUUUGAUCAUCUGGAACCAAUUGAACUGGCUGAACAUCUCACCUUUUUAGAGUACAAGUCCAUCAGGAGGAUAUCGUUCACAGAUUAUCAGAGUUAUGUGAUUCAUGGCUGUCUGGUGGAUAAUCCCACAUUAGAGCGCUCCAUAGCCCUGUUUAACGGGAUCUCUCAGUGGGUUCAGCUGAUGGUGCUCAGUAAACUCACCCCUCAGCACAGAGCAGAGGUCAUCAACAAAUAUAUCCAUGUUGCUCAGAAAUUGCUCCAUUUGCAGAAUUUUAACACAUUGAUGGCUGUGGUUGGGGGUCUGAGUCACAGCUCGAUUUCCCGCUUGAAGGAAACUCACUUUCACCUCAGCCCAGAAGUCACCAAGAUCUGGAAUGAAAUGACAGAGCUGGUGUCAUCGAAUUGCAAUUACUGUGCAUACCGCAAGGCCUUCAGUGAAUGUGAAGGGUUUAAGAUCCCAAUCCUAGGCGUUCACCUGAAAGACCUGAUCGCUGUACAUGUGGUGUUCCCGGACUGGGGGGAGGACGGGAAAGUGAACAUUGUGAAGAUGCAACAGCUGUAUCUCACCUUUAAUGAGCUGGUGUCUCUCCAGAGCGCCGUGGCUCAGGUGGAACCCAACAUGGAUCUGAUCUAUCUGCUCACUCUGUCUUUGGAUCUGUAUUACACAGAGGAUGAAAUUUAUGAGCUGUCCCUGCUCAGGGAACCCCGUAACCCUAAAUCUCAGCCCACAUCGCCCACAACCCCUAACAAGCCUCUGGCUCCACUGGACUGGGCAUCUGGAGUCACCACCAAACCCGAUCCCUCAGUGGUCAACAAACAUAUCAGGAAGGUUGUGGAUUCUGUGUUUCGUAACUAUGACCAUGACCAUGAUGGUUACAUAUCCCAGGAGGACUUUGAGAGUAUCGCUGCAAAUUUCCCCUUUCUGGAUUCCUUCUGUGUGCUUGAUAAAGACCAGGAUGGAUUGAUCAGUAAGGAUGAAAUGAUUGCAUAUUUCCUGCGUGCCAAUCCAUUGUUACAGUGCAAAAUGGGGCCCGGUUUUAUUCACAACUUUCAGGAGAUGACCUACCUGAAACCGACUUUCUGUGAACACUGUGCUGGAUUUCUUUGGGGGAUUAUUAAACAAGGAUACAAGUGCAAAGACUGUGGGGUUAACUGUCACAAGCAAUGUCGUGAGCUGCUGAUUUUGGCGUGCCGGCGUCUCCCUAGGUCCACCUCGUUGGGCAGCAUGUCACAUGGUGCGCUCACACACAGCUCUUUACCCAACAGCCCCACCCUGCCCACCAGUAAAGAUGAUGAUGAGGUGUUUACGUUCCCUACUGUCUCACCUUCGUCUGGUUCUGAUCUGGAGGGAAAGUCCAUCACGCUGAUGACCGGUUCAGCCCAGCGGAUCUCAGUCCGGCUCCAGCGAGCCACCACCAGUCAGGCCACGCAGACAGAACCCAUGUGGCCAGAAAAUGGCUGGGCUGCCGUUGCUGACAGUGGCUCACACACCUUCCCCAAGAUGAGGUAUAGACGACACCGCAAAGCAUCCAAGAGCAAAGGCUUUGCACGCUGGGAGAACGACACACAGAGUUCAGCAGGGACGAAUCGCACUCGCAGGGAUUCACAGGAGCCCAGCGAAGAGCCACAGCAGAACAGACUUAUAGGACAACAUACUGACAAAACUAAAACCUCUGAGAUCAGCUGACUUGUCCGCUCUGUGGGCCCAAGAAGGACACCCUGGAGCCAGACAGGACCAUGGCCCAGAGGGCUCUCCUCUCUAGGGGGUAUGCUGGGGUGCCUCCUGCCUCCAGUGGAUCGGGAAUAGGUGCAUUAGGCAACCCGCUGACUGAACGGGGUUGAGGGAGGGGUUACAUCAAAGGAAAGGUCUCGGACUCAACAGGGAGACUAUAAUGCUGUGUUCUCCUCUUUGGAGUUGAGAAACUGGACUGUAAUGGACCGAUUGAAAACUCAGGAGACUCUUGCUAAGUAUCAGUGUAAACUGAUGUGAAGGAUACAUUGGUGUUUACUGUGACAGAUAAAUGAAUUAGAUGUGUGUGUGUGAACAAGAUGAAAAGAGAGUCCAGGAGACUUUUGUACAGAAAUAUCAAUGUGAAUGUUCUUAUUUAAGGGUUGAGGUGGACGUGUAUUCAACACACGCUCUGCUUGGUGUAUUUUUUUUUACUCUGAAAACACUACACGUUGGAUUUUAUUUGGAAGUUUAAGGUGGCUCUGGCAUGUGCUGUUACGGAGGAUAGGUGUCUAAGAAAAUUAAUAACACUAACUGUGUUUAUGGGUUUGCCCAGCAACACAUUAUGAUUUGAAGUGGAAGGUACAUAGACAAAAGAUAAGAAGUGGAUAUAAUGAAAAAACUGAUCUAUGCUUUUUCAAGGAGCUAAAGAUUGAUUGUUUCAUUUAUGGUUUGCUUCAUACUUGUGCAGAACUUUGUUUUUGCUUGGCCAUGUUUGAUCCCUGUGCUUCAAAGAAAAGGCAUGUGCAAGCUGGAUGAAGUCCUUAAUGGGAUAGUCACUCAAAAAUUAAAUUCUGACAUAAUUUACUCAACCUCAUGUUGUUCCAAAGCAGAAUGGCUAUCCUUUUUCGGGAAACACAAAAGGAGACAGGGAUGGCCGUGGCCACUGACUUUCAUCGAAUGGAAAACAGCAGCUUGGAUAUUCUGCUAAACCUCUCCUUUUGUGUUCAAAGAUAAUUGGUGACCUAAUUUACAUUUUUGGGUGAACUAUAAUUAAGGGAUAACCUCUGACCUUUUGCAUAAUUACAGGAGUAUUGCUUAGCAACAUAUGCUAUAUAAGAGUGAAGUGAUCUUUAUAUCUACAUAAAUUCAGAGACCGAUAUUUUUUACCGACACAGGUGUUUGCAUGGCCUUUGUUGCUAAGCGUCAGACGAUUUAGUUGGGCGGCUAGUCCAUCGUCAAGGCAACACAGAGUUCAGCGUCCUUCAGCACCAUAUGUUCUGAAAUGAGUUUCACACCCAGAUCCAGGGCAGACAGACAUCUCGGCUCAGUGAGACACAGAAAGGCUCAGACGGACAGGCCUGAUAUGAUCGUCUCUGCAGAUAAUGUACAGUAUGUGAGAAAGAGUCAGUAACCAUACAGGUAUAUCAACAGAUCAAAUAUGAAAAACUGGUUUUUAAGCCCAUAGGAUUAGAUGCAUUUUUCAGCUAUGAAUUUUGUGGAUAUCUGAUGUGAUUUUGGGGUCAUAAUAAUAACACAAAUGGUUUCAUGACUUGCUUAUGAUUCCAAGAGCCCUGGCAUUCCAGAACCUUAUAUAGGUAGGUUCUAAAUCUCAUAGACUUAACCACUGAGCACACAUAUUAUUUGAUUCAUGGGGUAUGAAAAGCAUAUCAACAGAAUUUCAUGACAAACACUUUUUACAUUAUAAAAUGUGAAAAACAGACUGUUGUAGAAUCAUAAAAUGUCGAACCUUGUGCUGACUGUAGUGAGAUUAAUGUUUCCGAUCAUGUUUAUGGUUCAUGUGUGGUCUACUUGAGGAAAUGUUUAUUUUUCUACUGUAAUAAGAAAACAAAUGACUUUGAUAUGGAAAAGGUUGAGAUUCAAAGUAAUUUUGAAUUUUGAGACAAUAUCAUUCUUCAUAUUCACAAGGUGGUUCUUGCUUCUUAUUUUGAACUUCAAUAUAUCUACAAAAUUUUAAGCAGGCUAAUUUAUGGUUCUAAGGGUGAAAUCGGGUUGUCUUUGCAGUGAGCAAGUCAUCUCAGGGUCUCCGGGGUGCCAGUGACAAUAACCUUGACCCACAAAACUGAAUAUUAAACAUCAAGGGAUUUUUACUGACUGGAUUAUUUACGUAAUUUAGCUUGAAAAAAAAUGUGUAUAUCAAUUCUGAUGUAAAUGUUAAAUGAUUAUUUUAAAAUUAUUUAAAUUAUAGUGUUUUUUUUUUUUUUUUUUUUAGAAUAUUUGGAUUUAGAGGUUUAUAAUCUGCUUUAACUGGAAUGAUGUCUUUGAAGAACUUCACUUGUACAAAUAUGUCUCAUAAUUUCUCCAAUCUUCCCUUUUCUGUUAAUGGGGAAACCUCUUAAUAAACACACUAACCUUGCACAGACUAAGCUAUUCAAAACUUUCAUUGUUAGUCUUACAAAACCAAAACAAUAUCUGAAUUAAACUCUUGU
Molecule: messenger RNA, 4993 nt
Organism: Xyrauchen texanus (razorback sucker)
Lineage: Eukaryota; Metazoa; Chordata; Actinopteri; Cypriniformes; Catostomidae
Gene: rasgrp3
Product: RAS guanyl releasing protein 3 (calcium and DAG-regulated)
Exons: 17
Coding region: 435-2561 (708 amino acids)
Biological process (GO): Ras protein signal transduction; positive regulation of GTPase activity
Cellular component (GO): plasma membrane
Molecular function (GO): calcium ion binding; guanyl-nucleotide exchange factor activity
Source: RefSeq, a predicted model, not a curated record